Molecule: messenger RNA, 677 nt
Organism: Otolemur garnettii (small-eared galago)
Lineage: Eukaryota; Metazoa; Chordata; Mammalia; Primates; Galagidae
Gene: CUNH1orf185
Product: chromosome unknown C1orf185 homolog
Exons: 5
Coding region: 1-618 (205 amino acids)
Source: RefSeq, a predicted model, not a curated record
AUGAUGCCACUGCACAGUUUUUUUAACCACUUAACUUAUUUUCUGGCUGCUGGUGCUGUUACUUUGGGAAUCGGUUUCUUUGCUUUGGCAUCAGCUUUGUGGUUCCUGAUUUGCAAACGAAGAGAAUUAUUUCAAAAUUCCAAAUCUAAAGCAACCGAUGAGAGAUGCAGUCCAAGACCAUCAAAGUCGAAGAUUAAAUCUGAAUCUCAGUGCGUUUUUAUUUCUCGAAAUUUUCAUACUGGAACAUUUCCAUCUCAGGAGGAAGAAAGACGAAAGGAAGCAGCACUUAUAAAAGCAAGUAAAUAUCACUCUACGGAUGAAUUCAGCCUUGCAACAAAAAAGGUCAUUUGUGACCCCUCAGAGACUAGCUCGUCAACAAAUUGCAGCACUGUUACCAUAAGCUUAUCAACGUUGCCAUCUGAUUCUUGUUACAGCCAAAGUAUACAAGCGGCUGAGGACUGGUUUUCUGAUGGUUCUUUGGUGAAAAAGAACUCCCCAGUGCCUUUUCUCAGGCAACCGCUAAUGGAAAAAGUCUUUUCAUACCUGUCAACCAUUUCAUUAGAAGAAUGUGCUGCAAAUGUACAGAAUAUGACACUUCGUGAUGAAUCCAAAAAAUGACAGCUUUAAGGAAACAUGUUCAUGAGAAAACACGGAGGUUGAAAUACAAAACCUUCAAC